UGCCACGCUUCGAUGGCAUCAAAGAUCACGACUGGAGGGCACUUUGCCAUGCAUACAAUGUCAUCCUUUCAACUACACUGUUCUCUCCACAACCCCGUUCAUCGCAACUCUCAUCCCCUUUCAUCACACUCCCACUCUGCCACCUCCCUCCACCAACAUGAAGUUUCAAUUUCCAAAACUCAAGCGCAUUCGCCUGGAGGACGAUGACACCGCAAGCACUGCGAGCACCGGCAGCUCCUUUAGCGGUGAUUGCGGCUCCUACUAUGCGGUGGACAUGAAACUGCCUUGGGAGCUACCUCCGUCAGAUCCAGCAAAGUUCUGCCAGGCUUGGACACCUCUCUCCUUGGAGCAACGCAUGAAAAACCUGGAACGCUCGCAGGAGAUGAGCAAAAAAUACGAGGCACAUCGCGAAGGAAAGGUGUACCGCCCCGAUGAAUUUGCGGUCGGCUCCUCCACCUGCGAGCAAGAUCAAAUCUUCUUCAAGCAAGACACGGGUCUCUGGCAGUGUGUCCAUGAAGCUUGGAUGAAUCAUUGGAAUCUAAGGACCUCUCCCGAUGACUGGUGGCACCCAGUGGCUUGCCGAAUUGCCAAAGCCGUGGCGUCUGCAGCCAAAGAGGGCCGCUGUGGUGACAAAACAUCACAGAAAAUCCGUGAUUUCUUUGUGACACACCAAGGUAAGGAGACCAUCAGUGUUCACAUUGACGCACAGUAUCUGGAAGACGCAGACUAUGAAUCUGUAUUCCAGCAGUUUUCGAGCGAGCUCGAAGACAGAAUCAAAGUGCCUGAAUACGCUGAACUCAUGCAGGGAGACUUUACCACAACAACGGCGAAUCACAAGAUCGCUUCUCAAAUCAAUCUCAUGUCCAGCCUCAAGGAGUUCUUUGAGUACAAGUUGGUGUUCAUGGGGUGCGGCAUCAAGGCGAUUGAAAUGUAUGGCAACGAAUCUGAUUGGGGCCGCCUUGAUGAGAAGCUUAGCGCACUGAAGAAGACCAUUGAGCCCAUCCUGGGGCACCUUCGGUUGCCGCGAGAUUUUUGGGAGCACGCUUCCAAAGUAUUUCAGAACUUGGCCUUGACUCGCAAAGAUCCCACGAACCCCGAAGUGAUCGAGUUCUGGUCGCAAGUCAUCACCAAGACCCAACACUGGGAGCCCGGCGGCUUCUAUGGAAUGGGCAAGGGUAAGAAACAGGUGGAUGCCUACGAUGGUUGGCUAGUGCAAUUCCUUACAGGGCAAUCGGUGAUCAGGAAGCGCGAUGUGGGUAGCGAAUCAAUGAGCGGGUUGAAUGCGGUUCCUGUGAAGGUGGAAAUGACAUGGUGCAGCCCACCCGUCUCGGAAGUGACCAACGUCAUUGGUGGGACGAUGGGCUUUCAGCUCCAUCCUGGUGAUCGUACUAGCAACGGAAUCCCUUCACUGCAGCCCGUUCAUAUGUGGGCAAUGAUGAUCCCUGGUGGGUCCAAAAUCCCGCGCCGAGGCAACAACCAUCAAGGAAUCGAGGUGUCGUUGUGAACUAACCCAGCUGCCUGAAAGCCGAGACAAUGAGCGGUUUCUGUCUCUCCUCAAAUUAUCAACUUUUCGUCGAGCUCUAUCGGAUAUGAAUCCACGUCCUCCACGGCUUGGACGAAACGCCUGGCUUCCGUAGAUAAUCCACCUACUCUAAACGCCGUACUUAUCCACAUUGC
Molecule: messenger RNA, 1677 nt
Organism: Seminavis robusta
Lineage: Eukaryota; Bacillariophyta; Bacillariophyceae; Naviculales; Naviculaceae
Source: the annotation of a GenBank genome assembly